Parus major (Great Tit) is the source of this 3622-nucleotide messenger RNA. It is a transcript of the gene HAUS6, whose product is annotated as HAUS augmin like complex subunit 6. Gene Ontology annotation, cellular component: HAUS complex; mitotic spindle microtubule. NCBI's taxonomy places the organism in Eukaryota, Metazoa, Chordata, Aves, Passeriformes, Paridae. The transcript has 18 exons. Gene Ontology annotation, molecular function: microtubule binding. The record is from RefSeq and is a predicted model, not a curated record. Gene Ontology annotation, biological process: spindle assembly. Bases 102 to 2792 code for a protein of 896 amino acids.
GCGGGCCCGCGCGCGGGAGUUUUUGGCGGGCUCGAGAAGAUGGCGUGGCUGUGAGGGGCUGGAGGGGUGCGCCGUCUGACCGCCCAGUGCCGACGGCUGCCAUGGCAGACAAGUGGGAGAGCGAUCACCUCUGGCUCUGUUUGUUGGCCUUGGGCUUCCGCCCGAAACGCCACUGUGGCGUAAAACUAGGGAGGGAUAUGUUUGCUAAACCAAACAGCAGAGCAUUCCAUGUCGUUGCCCUCUUCUUGUUUACUAAGCUGGAUAAGCGCCGCGCAAGACAAACUUUCAGGCCAUCUGAGUUCAGAAAACAAGGAAGUCCUAAAUUUAGGAAGCACUGCUGUCUGUGGCUAAGAGAAAUUUCAAAGCAAAAGGAAAUUGGUAUUCCACGAAUUACACCUUCCAUGCUCCUUUGUCCUGGUGGUGCUAAAUUUGUUCACGUGAUCUACCUUUUUGCAAGAUACAUAAUGAUUGAGAACAUGAAAAAACUCUCUGUAGGCACUGGUAUACCUUUUGCUGAAGCUAUAAGACGGAGACCUGAUGAUAUGUACGUAGCAGAAGCAAGACACAGAGUUGCAUACAAUAAACUGCUACAAAAUCUUCGAAUGGAAGACUUUGUUAUUAAACAAUACAGGGGAAAAGCACAGGUUUUAAUUAGAGAAAUAAAACGGACAGUGUCUGAAUAUCAAGUUGUGCAGAAGCAGUGUUUCAGGAUGAAACAAAAAAACCAAAACAAAAAUGACACAACUGACAAAAUUCAGAAGGUCCGCAGUAUGUGGACACUUAUAGUGGAAGUACUUACAUCUCUGAAAAAGGAAAAGGAAGUGGUGGAUUCUGUACUUCAAGACUGUGCCAACCCAUGUGUUCUGGAUGGAACUGAUGUAGCUGUGAGGGUUCCAGGGUUGCUGACUUACAGAGUUGAAAAUAACAUACAUGGAUUUUGUACAGGAAAUUUAUAUGAAGAUGGAAAACUGAAUUUCCUAACAGUUAUUCAAUUGUUAAAUGAAGCCCUGAUGACAUUGAGAGAUGAACCUUGUCCGUGUGAAUUAAAAGAAUUUCACAGAAUUGAGGACAUGGUUACAUCCUACAAGAAUGCACUACAGGAGUUGAAAACAAAAAGUCAAAGAAGAAGGCAACAGCAUUGUGAGCCAAAGCAAGGGUCUAUUUCUAGAAAACAGGAGAUCUGGGAAUCGAAGUGGAAAACAAUUCUUGGCCAGUGUCCUUUUAAUUUAAUCUUUAAAGAUGAUCUUCAGCUAGCUUCACUCCAGUCUCUUAGUUCUUCAGAUGAAGAUGAAGACAGUGUCGUUUGUCAGUCAUUUCCAGAUAAUAAUGACUCUCAUCAUGAAGAAUGCCGUGGGAAGAAUGAUGGAGCUUUGGAAACCAUGACAGAUACAGCAUUAGUACCCUCGAGAUGUGACUUCGUGCAUCAUGAAGGUUUUUCUGCUUCUGAGGCUACAGACAGUCACUUCCUCUCUCCUUCCUUGACAAGAUGGUCGGUGCCACUGUUGUCAGAAGCAUUUAACAACGGGGACCUGUCAAUUGAAAAUAAUUUGCAUACUUGUGUGGGAGAUAAAAAACUUGUGCCUCCAAAAAUCUUCAGAAAUGGACAGAAAGAAUUUCCCCCUUCAGCAAUGGAGGAGAACGCAGAUGAAAAUAUUACCCAGCCAAAGUCUCCUGUGAAAAAAGACAGCCUUGAAAAAGCCAGAGAUGAACUGGCAGAAGAGAUUGUAAAGGCAGUGAUGUCUGAGUCAACAGACAAUGCUGAAGAAGAAGGAAUGGCAUUGGAUGAUGUCUUUAACUCACUGUCUUUUAACACAUUCUUAAUGAGGAAACAAAUAACCCAAACUCCAGAAAAUCUGCUUACUGAAAUUAGAAGUUCAUGGAGAAGAGCUAUUCAGACUGAGGGCUCGUUAGACCUAGAGCUGUCCUCAGCUGAAGUGGGGACAGAAGAAUCUUCAAUGAAUGCUACACCCAGCAUGAAGGAGGAGGUGGACUCUAGUUUUGUGUGCUCUGAACCUGCAUCUCCUGUAUCUGAGUUAGGUCCUUCUGUGUCAGAAAAGAAGUCUCAAUUAAGUUCUACAGAAUCUAGUUUUCAGGAGCAGGUAAGUCAUACAUUUGAAUCUUCAGAUUCAAAAACAUCUGGAAUUCAAGAAAGUGAGAGAACUGAAUCAGAGGAACUAGAUUCUUGUGCUUUGAGUGGAAGUUCUGUAGAAGAUCUAAGCCAGACUUCUCAAAAUGCAGAGAAGAGCAUGAAUAUUCCAGGUACUUGUUUGAAAAGUGAUAGUAGAACAAAUACAGGACCUUCAGACCACUGUUCCAGUUUUCUAAUGGGUGGGACGCUACGCUGGAAUAUAUCUGCGUUAUAUACUAUUGGUGAUGGAACUAUUAACAUGGGAAUAAUGGAUGAGACACUUCCAGAAAUUGAUAGUAUAGAUCUCAGCAUGUCUUCAAGCUCAGAGUCUGUUUUUAAUACAAUGGACAGUGAAAAUUCAAUGGAUGACUCGAAAAAUAAGGAGGAUAUUAAAAUAUUGGACCUAGAUAUACAGUCCCCGCCCAACUCACAUGAAGUGCUAAAAAAGACUGUGUCUAAAAGUGAAGAGGAGCUGCAUCAAAAACAUAAUGGAGACACAUCUCAGAGUAAUAGAGCUAGAUUAAGUACAAUAUCAGAAGGAGAGGAGGAUGAUGAUCCUUCCAUGGAUGAAGGGUUUACCACGAUGCCAUUGCCAGACUCUCCUAAUGAAAGCAAAUACUCCCUGUCAUCUUUGCUGGUAUCUGGUCAACAGGAUGGUACAUGAGGGCCCACUAACUUACUACAUAAAUUGAAGGGUAAGAACAGUAGAAGCCAGGCACAAAGGAACCUUCAUCAGGAUGGAAUUUGUAAAGCAGCAGCCUAACCCCAGCAGUGCAUUUAUGAUUCACUUGAGUGUGCAGCAUCUUCUCCAAGCAUUGUCUGGAUCGGGAAGUUGCACUCAUUUUGGUGGACACUCCAUUCGAGUCUCCUUGUUCAGGAGUGUCAUUUGCCUGCUCUGGCACUGCCAAUUUCAUAUAAUCCACUGUGGCUUUCUGUGUACAGCCCAUCGUUUAUAUACAGAGCUAUAUAUUUUUUAAGUAUAUUAUAAACAAACAGCAGAUGUUGAAUAAAUGGCAUAACCCUAGAAAAUGAAAAAAAUGAAAUGUCAAAAGAGAAAUAGUGAAAUCUGUUAAUUUGCUCCUAAUCCAUGUCUUGUACCCCAUCGCAACCCUCUAUCCAACAGAUUGAAAUUUUACUUGGUGCUCUACAUUCCGUUGAGUUAAUCUCUCUUACUGAGACUUCUAGUCUAUAUUGCCAUCAAUUCUACUUUUUGAUAGAGGUUGUUCCCUUUUUGUAAACUUCACUGGAGUGCAUAUUUAGCUGUAUUACUGAAUAAAUGCUUUACACUGAAGUUACAAAAAUUUACUGCUUGUGGUAGUGGUAAUGCUGCUUGAUUUAAAGAACUGACAUGCACUUAUUAUGUUGUGAUGUAAAAGAUAAUAGAGCCUGUGGUUAAGAAUCUACAACUUGAGAUUCCAAGAGCAAACUUCUUGUAAAACUCCUAACCUAAUGUGUUUAGAGGCAUUGCUAAAUAAAGUUGCUUUCUGUUCUGGA